ACUUCCGGCAUAACAAACCCCGGAAAAGAAGUACAGCUUUUUGUCAGUGACUUGGACACAUGGGGUUGACUUCUUGAGUAGGCCUAUCUAGUACUUAUUAGUACUAUCUACAAAACCUCUUUGAUUUGUGUAAGUUGGCUACUUGAGAACUUACAGUCUAUAAAAUGGCACCAAAAUGUCCUCCACCUUUGGUUACUGGGGUGUCUCCUAAGGAAGGACCACCUGGAACAAGAAUCACUAUCAGGGGAGAAAACCUUGGGAAUGAUCCAAGGGACCUAAUUGGCUUGAAGAUCUGUGAAAUGGACUGCCUUUUGUCUGCUGAAUGGAAGUCCUCUAGUAAGAUCAUAGCUCGCACUGGCCCAGGCAAGGGGAAAGGGGACAUCAUUGCCAUCACAAGAUCUGGGGGCAAAGGAAGCUGUACUGUAGGGUUUAGAGGAUAUUUUCUACAGACAGGUCCACUUCAAGAAUCAGCUGUUUGGGUGGAUGAAUCUCUGACUGUACGACCAAACUUGGAUCAUGGGAGACCUACUGCAUCCAUUGCUGCCAAAGAAGAAGAAGAUCCACUAGGGAUUUUGGACGAAGGGGAUAAGGUGAAGUUGACUGAAGAAGAACUGCUGGAAAUGUUUCAAGAUGGAUCUGGGAAUAUGUCUCUGGAAAACUUUUCACCUGGUUGGUACCUGCUGGAGCAUCACCAGAACGCCAGCUUUGAAGAUCUGAAGGCUGGAUUGAGUUACAUGAAAAGAAAAGCAAGCCAAAGGUCAGAGGGUCCCAUCACAAUUGUCAGAUCCAACCUCACCUCCAUUUUAGACUGCCUUGAUAGCCUAUCUUCUAUGUAUGAGAAAUACAGUGAGGAUGAUAUACGAGGCAAUUGUAUGAACUCAUAUGCUGUCCUUCUGAUGCAGGCAAAAUCCUGUGCUGAUGGCCUUUUUCAAGAAGUUCUUGGUCGGAAAGAUAAAGCAGAUUCGACUAGAAAUGCACUGAGUGUUAUUCAAAAAUUCAGAUUCCUUUUUCACUUGCCUUUGAACAUUCAGCGAAAUAUACAAAAGGGAGAUUACAACAUGGUCAUCAAUGACUAUGAAAAAGCCAAGUCACUCUUUGCUGACACUGAAAUCAAAGUCUUUAAAAAGGUGUACAGAGAUGUGGAGCGCAGGAUCACAAACUUUAGAGACAUGCUGUACAAGAGACUGAAAGACCCCAACAACACACUAGAUGAACAGAAGAAACUCAUCAGGUACCUGGUGAGCCUAGAACACAAAGGUGACCCUGCGUGGGAAUGUCUGGAUAACCAGCAGAAGUGGUUGAUUGAGCUACUGGAUGAUUGUAAGGAUGAUCACAUAGAAGAAGAAAAAAACAGCCUCCAGGAAUCUUUAUCCUCUUCACAGAACACCAAUCACUGGAGGCCUAAAAAUCAUCUCAACAAAUCCCCAACUAAAUCAGGUUUGUCAAGAGAGUCAAGCUUCUCAUCCAUUUCUUCAGCUGACCACCACAGUUCAUGGAGGUUUAAAACCCCCCAGAAAGUUUUGUUUGUGGAAGACAUCACUGACAUCAUGCUCCAACACUUCCCUGAUUACUGGAGGCUGGGCCAGAGCUACUUCACAAGGGAGAAAUCUGAGAAAGGUGUAAAAAUUGACACCAGUAAGCAUGGAAAGAUGAAGCAAAUGAUGACUGAAGUUAUCACCCUGUUUUCUAAUUAUGUAAGAGCUGCCUUCCUGCCAGAGUCCCUGGAAAACUUACCUGAGAACGAGCGAGUUAAGUUUGGGGUUUGGCCCUCAUCAGGCAAACAGGACCAUGUGUCGGGAGCGUGGCUCCCCACCUGUGUAAGAAAUAUCAGAAAUUGUUCCAACACUUUAUCAGCCCUAGAUGGGCACGGUGACGCCAUGAUUGUCCUCAACGAGCUGGCAUUUGACAUGAGGACCAACUGCAUGUUUACCCUACUCAAACAGGCCAUAAUAGAUGUCAAAUCUUUGCAUACCAAGGAAACAUGGGUAGUUGAGACAGAUGAUGAGUCAGGGGGAACAACUCAGCUGCCUGCCCUGUUUGAAAACAUUGUGAAUGAAACAAUACAGCAUCUGCAUGAGGUUGUGGUCAUGAACAAAGCCCCCGAACCUGAGAUAUUUAGCCAGCGACCAAUCCAAAAAGAGGCCACAGCAUUAUGCAGUCAGUUGCUGCAAGCCUUCUCUGUCUGUAUGGAGCAGUUAGUUUUUAGCCCACCUCUACAGAAGACAGAAACCAAACAUAACGUGAAAAUUCUGAUUGGACAAGACAUAGAACUAGAGCAACAUGAAGAUCCUAUUCCAUCCAUGGACAAAAGGCUGAUCAUUAUGCUGAGUAAUUGUAGCCACACAUUGAACCACGUCAUACCUCGCACCAUUGAAAACCUCACCAAGCACGGCUAUGUCCAGAUGGAGAAGGCACUCAAGGCUGCCCAAGAUUCCUACAGUGACCUGGACAACCGUUUGUUUUCCAGCUACAUUGAGCAGAAGUCUGACCCCAUCCUGGGGGUCAUGGAGCCCAACAUGUAUAGGGGGGGCUUCAACUGGAAGACCUGGAAAAACCCCACGGGGGUCCGCAACUAUCUGAAGGAAAUCAUCAUGAGCCUCACUGAAGUUCAUGCUGAGGUGUACAGCAUAUCCCCCAGGUUUGUGAUGAGGGUGAUGAAAAAAAUCACAGAGGCCGUGUGUGAGGAGGUUUCCAGGCUCAUCCAGUGUGUCACAGAGUUCAAUGCUUGUGGGGCCAUACAGGCACGACUAGAACUAGAAGCUUUACAAAGCACAGUCAAGAUCUACAGUACACCGCAUGUACAAAAUAGUUUUAAAGCUGCUUUAGCCUGUGUUCCAGAAUUGUCUGAGGAAGGCAAACAGGUUGUGGCCCAGCUGUUGGACAAGUUCCGCUCACGGAUGAAGAUCCAGCUCAUGUGCUUCAACCCGGAUAUAUCAUCUCCAACAACACUGAAGAAAGCCCAGCUGUCUGUCUCCAAGUGCUAGGCCUGUGACUGUGUGUAUUGGACGAACAUUGUGUGGCACAGAGCUUCAGUGUGCUUCAUCUUGUCAGUUGUACACACUGUGUGUUCAAUCUUCAAUCUUUGACUGUUGGUUGAAUGUCUAACUGUUAGUGGCACAAUGCUUCAGUUUGAAUGUCUAACUGUUACCGGUACAUAGCAUCCCAGACUUAAACCUUAUCAGACAGUGUUUUCUGCCUGAGCCAAGCCUUUCAACCACAGUGGAGAUUGGACAGCUUGGUUAUUUAGAUAUUAUGGUCCUGUUUCAAAAGAUGAAGAGAUUGUAUGAAAAUCUUGGUGUUUGACUUUAACUGGAGAUGAGAUUUGUAGAAUAAUUUUUCUUCUUCUCACGAAUGUUAUGUUUUCGGACAAGAAAAGUGUAGGCUGUGAUGGAAUACACGUUUACUUGAGUUUGAUCUCUGUGAUAUUACUAUAGACUGAUUGAGAUGCUUAUGAUAUUUUGGAGUGAACCCAGCUUAAUGCGUACCAGUGAAUUGUAAGACAUCAUUGAGUAUUAACUGUAAUAGUGGAUACUUUGCAUACAUCUCUAGGAUAUCCCUGAGUGAUUUCAGCUCUUAUGGGUACCUGGCAUGACUGUACAACCUUCAAGAUUCCAUUCCAGCUCAGACAGCCUGUUGUUAUGGCAGAGGAAGUAGAGUUGGCUGAAAAUCAUACUGGUCGCGCACUACUUAAUUACACAUAGGCACAAAAAACAGAUCUACUCUACAUCACCUACAACCAUGUCUAACUUAACAUUUAUAGGAUAAGUGUUGCUUCACUGUUUGAUGUAGGUAUAAAGUCGCUUGCUUCAAAUAUUUCAUAUUGCUUUAUUUAAAGUUGUAAAGUAUUGGUUUGUCGUCAUGUUGACAUUAAAAACUAACCAGCUGUCUUACUACUUCAUCAGUUACUUUGCUUUAUAAUUUAGUUAAUUGGUUUUCACAAUGCUGUAGGCCUACACAUUUGCUCCUAAAAUAAUAAAGUAACAUAAUUCAAGUACAAUUAGAGGUUUAGUGAGUGUGAUGAAUUAUUUUUAUUGAACUAAUUUUUUUUUUUUUGUAUUGGCUUGAUUUGGUGGGUCAUCUUGAAAUUGGACCAGCUCCAUUAUUGCAUACAAUAGAAAUAUAUAAUACUUUCCCUGAACAGCAAAUGGUUUCAAUAGGUGGUGAACUCUAAAUAACUGUUGAGUUGUUUUGCUUACCUGCAUGUAAAACAGAGGGCCAGGUGUUCAGGAUUUGAUAGUCUCUGCACCCAGGUGUACUAUUGACAUGUUUACCUGCUGUCAUCAUUGUGAGAUUACCUCAUGUAAUACAGGUGACAAGUUACUAAGUUGAACACAUUUUGUUGAAAGGUAGUGAAUCAUAGGAUAGUACUUUUGAAUGACUUAUUAUAUUUAAAGGGUACCAUAAAGUAUGCAAUAUUCAAUAUUUGCGACAUUCUUGUCAGUUUUUCGUGUGUACAUA
This is a messenger RNA of Physella acuta, 4458 nucleotides long. Its product is annotated as exocyst complex component 2-like. Gene Ontology annotation, cellular component: exocyst. Gene Ontology annotation, biological process: Golgi to plasma membrane transport; exocytosis. The record is from RefSeq and is a predicted model, not a curated record. NCBI's taxonomy places the organism in Eukaryota, Metazoa, Mollusca, Gastropoda, Physidae.